Closterium sp. Naga37s-1 is the source of this 3135-nucleotide messenger RNA. The record is from the annotation of a GenBank genome assembly. NCBI's taxonomy places the organism in Eukaryota, Viridiplantae, Streptophyta, Zygnematophyceae, Desmidiales, Closteriaceae.
AUGGCAUCCAUGACUUCACCAGACGAAGCGCACAUCAGCAUGGACUCUCCAGCCGGAGCUAUCGAAGCAGUCGUGGGGUCGUUUCUCAACCUCCCGUCCGUCCCCGCCCUCACACAGCCCACCGAAGCCAAAGCCGCGUCGGCCGAGCCAAACACCUCCGCUGGCGACGCGAACAGCGACGAGUGCGAAAGCAGCGACGAUGGCGACGAUAGCGAAGACGGCGACGACGAAGCCGGCAACCAGAUGGAUCUGAUGCUCGCUAUGAUGCGACUGCUGCAGAAGCAAAUGCCGAAAAAGAAGAAGACGGUUUGUAGCAAGAGCAAGAGCAAAAGCAAGGCGAUUGAAUCCGCGACGCCGCUGCUGAAUGGACGGGGAUCCUCCAUGGAUCAGGAGCAGCUGCUCACCGUUCUCUCUAAAGCACUUUCUACUAUGGAUUCCCCCGACGACGAGCCCGCCACGUCGACCCCCAAGCAGAAGCGCGCCAAGCUGAGCGCCGAUAACAAGAAGCCCGCCGGCCCGCGCCAAAUGCCCCAGCUGGCGCGCCCUUGCGCGGAUUCCGCCGCGCCCGCGCAGCAGAAGGGGAAUGUGGGGGGUUGCGGCGCGGAGGGAGGCGAGGAUACGAUUCUGCAUUGCUUUAUGGAUCAGCUGCCGCAGAUCGACGGUCACCUGGACGCGAUGAUCGCGGCGGCGGAUGCGGCGGUUGACCCGCAGGAAGCGCAGCCGUCGCCGACGGAGCACGUGAGCAGCAGCGCAGGUGCGAGCGCCAGGGGCUGCUCCGCGCAGCAGAACAAUGCGCGCGACGACGGCGCGGGAUCAGGCUCUCGGUUCCCCCCGCCCAACACGCCGCAUUUCUCGGCGCACGAGCGGCAAACCGGGUCGUGGGACGCCGUCAGCAGCAGCAGCAUGGAUAGCUCCGCUGCCGCCGCCGCCGCCGCCGCUGCCGCAGCGCUCGCGGUCAACUCGCGGAAGCGCAAGUCGGGGGAGGACGGGGGAGCGUAUGCGGGGAACGGGGGGAACGGUGAGCAGGCGGCGAUCAGCAGCCGGUCGGCGUCAGAGGCGCGAUGGAACGGAAACGGACAGAUGCAGGAGUGCCGGCCGCUGUCGCUGCCACACCCAACGAGCAACGGCCCUGUGGUUGUGAGCAGGCAGCAGAUGCAGCAGUCAGCGUGCAAGCCGCCCCUUCUCUCGCUCCCUGCCGCCUGCCUCGCCACUCCUGGCUCUGCGCCUCUGCUCCGCGCGCCCGUCUCGAAUGCGUCCGCCGCUUCCGCCCCGCCUCCCCCUGCCACCCCCCUCCGCAUGCUCACCGUCCCUGCUGACGUGUCCCCCAACGCAGCGCCCAUGGCGCGGCCGAACGUGAUGGACAGGUUCGGCGGUGUGGGGGAGGAUUUGUCGGCUGAUCAACCCCUGGGGUUUCCAGUGAGGUUCGGAGGCAAGCGCAUGGAUGAUUGUUACACUGACGGUACUGGUAACCAUGCAUCAGGAAAUGGUGGUUACAACGACAGUGGUAACGGGUGCGACGAUGGAGGCAUGGGUUACGAUGACAUGGGUGGAGAUGACAUGGACGACUGGAUGCCGCGCAGCCGCGGCCGCAAGGACCGGCAGGUGGUGGGCGGGCGCAUCAAGGCGCGGAGCAUGGCGGAGAGGCAGAGGCGGGAGAGGAUCAGCGAGGGGCUGCAGAAGCUGCGAAUGGCAGUCCGUGGCCAUGGGGACACGGCCACCAUGCUGGAUAAUGCUGUCGCGUACGUGCAGGCGCUGCAGAGGCGAGUGACAUCGCUCGAGACAAACAUGCUGCUGCACCAGGCGUCCUGUGGGGGUCUUGGUCAGGCUGGGGGCGCACUCGGCGGUGGCAACGGAUCCAACUCCAAUAACAGGGGCCGCCAUGCUAAUGGCUUCAUCAACCCCUCCCAGUUUGGUUCUCUUUUUGGCUUGGACCUCCUCCUCUCGCCGCGCUUCCCAUUUCCGCGUUCCCCCGCCCAUCGUCGCGCCACCCGCUGUCGCGCCAACGAACCUUUCGUCGCGCAUCCUCUCGUACCUCGCCUCCCAUCGUCGCGCCUCCUCGCCGCGCCUCCCGUCGUCACGCCUCCCGUCGUUUCUGGGAGCCUCCGCUCGUCGCGCCUCCGCUCGCCUCGUCGCCCCUCCGCUCGCCUCGUCGCGCCUCCGCUCGCCUCGCCGCGCCUCCGCUCUCCUCGCCGCGCCUGCGCUCGCCUCCGCGCGCCUCCUCUCGCCUCGUCGCGCUUCCUCUCGCCUCGUCGCGCCUCUGCUCGCCUCGUCGCGCUUCCGCUCGCCUCGCCGCGCCUCCACUCGCCUCGCCGCGCCUCCGCUCGCCUCGCCGCGCCUCCCUGCCAUCAGCGCGCCAACACCCUCGUCGCGCUGCCCCUCCUCGCCGCGCCUCCACUCCCGCUGUCCUUCUCCCACCUGUCCUCCCUUGCCGUCGGUUCCCUGCCCUUCCAUUCCCUCUUGUUACCUUCCCCUUAUUUUUCCCUCUGCUUCCCCUCGUUCCCCCCUCUCCUUCCCUUCCCCUGCUUCCAAUCAUUUCUCCACCUGCUUCCCCUCAUUUACUCCCCUGCUUCCUCUCGCUUUCCCCUAUGCUUCUCCUCGUUUCCCCCUCUGCUCUCCUCGUUUCCCCCUCUGUUCUCCUCGUUUCCCCCUCUGCUCUCCUCGUUCUCCCUGUGCUUUCCCUCAUUUCCUCCCCCCCUUCCCCUCAUUUCCCCCGCUCCUUCCCCUCAUUUCUUUCCCUGCUUCCCUUCAUUUCCCUUCCUGCUUCUCCUCAUUUCCCUCCCUGCUUCCCCUCGUUUCCCCCCCUGCUUCCCCUCAUUUCCCCCGUUGAUUCUCCUCAUUUCCCUUCUUGAUUCCCCUCAUUUCCCUCCCUGCAUCUCCUCAUUUCCCUUCAUGCUUCUCCUCAUUUCCCUCCCUGCUUCCCCUCGUUUCCCCCCCUGCUUCCCCUCAUUUCCCCCGUUAAUUCCCCUCAUUUCCCUUCUUGAUUCCCCUCAUUUCCCUCCCUGCUUCUCCUCAGUUCCCCCCUUGAUUCCCCUCAUUUCUCUCCCUGCUUCCCCUCAUUUCCCUCCCUGCUUCCCCUCAUUUCCCCCCUUGAUUCUCCUCAUUUCCCUCCCUGCUUCUCCUCAUUUCCCCCCUUGA